CGCGCUUUUCGCGCGCCUCCCUUCAUCGUCGCGACGCCGCGCCAUUUCUGCGCACGUGGGCGACGACGGCUGAGCGAGGGCGCCUGGCCCGCUCGCCAUUAACGCAGCCGUCGUGAAUGAACGCCGACCUCGACCGGGUGGCUGUCCAUUGAACAGUACUCGCGGCCGACGACCGGCCGGCGCUCCGGGGGCGGCAGCACGCCCUCGCCGCGAUCACGCCUCAGUCGAGGAUGUGGCGUUGACGACGACUCUCUCUCACUGCGAAAUCUGUGUUCAUUUACCAGUAGAUUCUGACUAAAGUGAUUAUCGUGCCGCAUAUUCGUAGUUUCCUAAAUGUUCUGUGAUCGCGUCAAUUUCGUUAGGACGUAGGUAGAGAUAAUAUAUUAGUGAAGUGUCGUGCGAGUUGAUGCCGGCAGGUGCCGGUGGUGAGUGAGUGCGCGCGAGUGCAUGUUGUGUUGUGAGUCGAGCGGGGAUGCGCGCGUGCGAUGCUCUCGGUGAUCGCGAUGCGUCGGCCCGAGGACGAGGAGCUGGGGCGCGGCGACGGCGACGAGUUCGUGGACAUCUCGCAAAUGCAGCUGCUGGUGGAGGCGGGCCCGAGCGGGCUGCACUACGGCGGGCCCGCGCCGCCGCUGGCGCAGCCGCAGCCCUACGCGCAGCCCCCGCACCCCGCGCCCGUCACCUCCACUACCUCCGUCGAUGAUCUCUUUGCGCUAUACUUCACUCCGGCGCAGCAUGGUAGCCUACCAGGCGAUGAGUUGUCACUGGGUUGUUCCCCGCGACGCCACAAGCACGAGGCGUCGCUGUCGCCCGGCGCGCGCGCCGAGGACGCCAGCAACGCGUCCAGCGCCAGCGCCUCGCUGUACGGGCCCGCGCAGCCGCCCGCCGGCAAGCACGCGCCGUCGCCGCCGCUGCAGUGGCUGCUGCCGCCCGGCCCCGGCCCGGGCGACAAGUACUACCAGGAGUACGAGGAGCGCAUCGACCUCCUCCCGCCGCCCGAGUGCCAGCCCUCCUACUGCGCGCCGCCGCAGCCCUCCUGCCCCGUGCCGUGCGAGUACCGCGCGCCGCCGCAGCACUGGGAGCAGGAGUACCAGCCCGCGCCGCAGCCCGCGCCCGGCCCCUCCGGCCUGCCCAAGCGCGAGCCCUACCCGGCGCCGCCCUCCGACCGGCCCGUGCAGCUCGCCGAGUACAACCCCUCCACGAGCAAGGGCCACGAGAUCCUGUCGCAGGUGUACCAGCAGAGCGCGCAGCCGCUGCGGCUGGUCGCGGUCAAGCCGCGCAAGUACCCCAACCGGCCGAGCAAGACACCGGUGCACGAGCGGCCGUACGCCUGCCCCGUGGACGGCUGCGACCGCCGCUUCUCGCGGUCCGACGAGCUGACGAGGCACAUCAGGAUCCACACGGGCCAGAAGCCGUUCCAGUGCCGUAUCUGCAUGCGCUCGUUCAGCCGGUCGGACCACCUGACGACGCACGUUCGCACGCACACGGGCGAGAAGCCCUUCGCCUGCGACGUCUGCGGGCGCAAGUUCGCGCGCUCGGACGAGAAGAAGCGACACGCCAAGGUGCACCUGAAGCAGCGGCUGAAGCGCGAGCGCGGCGGCGCGCACGACCACCCGCCGCACCUCUAGCAGGCGGCACCCGGCUCCGCGUCCCCACAUUCCAGUGACAGUGAGCCCUCCACCUCCGACUCGGUGGACAACUGAACUUUUACUUUCACGUUGAAGUUAUGAAAUAAUUUCAUCGCCUAGCCGUAAGAAUUGUCUUUAACGAAGCUUUAUUAACUCUACAUAUGUAAAUUCAUUGAAAUUUAUAUAUCUUUUUAUACAUAUUUGUAAUUAAUAUGAUAGGAGAUGAUCAGCUCGAUGUAUUUAUUUUUAAUUUAGAUAGGCUAAUUGAAUGAAAUCGACUGGGAACAAGGUACGAAGCGAUGUGGCCUAAAGUGUCCUAGUAGCGCUUCUCGCAACCGAUGGGUACUCGGACUCGCCCUCGCGAGCCUGAAACAUAUCUUCUGUCAACCGACAAGUUUGUAGCUUAACUAAAGUUGUCUCUUGCAGUGCAUUGCAUGCUAGUCGAUGCACGCGUCAAAACUAUAGCAUGAGAAAGUGAUACGUAAUGAGCCUAUAUCCACAGGUACGACCAAGGUUAGAAAAAGUUUACCUACUAGCCUCACACAAGUAAAUAUUAUAAAAUUGACAAAAUUCCAUUACAGGUUUAAAUUGUCUUAAAAUUAAGAUAGGAGUAAUGUUAUGUGUCAAAGAAAUGAGGUGGUGAACCUUCUCUGACCGCGACUACCUAACUUAAGUAUUGUAUGUUUAAUAUUCUUGUACUUGACGAAACUAACGUGAAACUGUGCCAUUAAUUUAACUUUACAACGUGCCACUGCACUUAUUGUUUAAUACUAAGUGUAACACGACUGCUGAAUACGUGAUAAAUAUUUUAUUUUAUAUUUUCUAGUCGAAGAUAUGGUAGAAUGUCGUCUACAAUAUCUUACGCUGUUUUUACAUAUAUGUAUAUUUGGUACCUUUUUCUAUUUCUCGCGGUGCACUAGAGAGCUGCUGUCGAGUCUUCUCUUGCUCAAAGAUUUUUUUUAACAACAUUUGCUCAAUCCGCUUCCUCUGCAGGUAACAGACCUUUUCGACUAACCACCCUAUUAACUUACUAUUCUUUCUUCUGCACUUCACCUGUUCAAUCUCGCUAUAUUGUCUUACGGAUUUCGCUAAACAUUUUUGGUAUUUUCAGUGUUUUCCCAGUGGCAUAUAUGUUUUUAAUGUUCGUAUUAUAGACUAAUCUAGUGAAGAGGAUAGUGUUAGCGUUUAAAUUAUGAUCUCUUAAUCAAUAUUAAUUAAUUUCAAAUACAGCGAGUGCUCCUUAUUUAUAAUACUCAUAAGUUUUUGUAUAGUUAACAUACGGUGUAGAUAGGUAAUUUGUACAAUGUAGGCUUCAGUAACUGUGAUUAUGUUGAUUGUUGCGAACAGUUUCUUCCGUGCAAUAUGACAUCUGCAGUUCGAUUUUCGAGUCAUAGCUGUAACUGCAUUAUUAGAUUUCCUUUAUAGUACAAAAUUAAGCACAAAUAGCCUUUAGAAAUCGUUUAACGUGAGAACGAGAGUUUAUGAAAUUGCCUUCAAUACCAUAUACUGUUAAAAAUCACUAGUUAUCAUAAAGUCAUAAUUGUUGUAUUAGUCAUCGCGCGUCUAUUAGACUAAAAAGAACAUAACUCAAGGUAGUGCAAUUAUACUGAAUAUAAAGCCGUACACGUCACCACAGUGAUAGGUACCUAAUAGAAAACAGGGUGGAAUUCAGUGAUCAGUCUGUAUGAAUUUAGGAGAACUGACAAUAAUAUUACUAAUUCUUGAGCAUAAACAGUUUUGAAAAGCGAAUAAAUUUGAUUUCCACGCAAAAGUAAAGAUAGUCCCGAAUUGCCAAGUACUCCAUUGUCAACCGCAGACGCGAGCGGUGUUCACAAUAUACAAGAGAGGUGUUCGAGUUAUAUCUAACGUUUUUACUGUUGUAGGCGAGACGACGUCUCCGAUAGAGAAGGCUAGAGUAGAUAGGUUUUAAUAAAGUGUAAUCUGUUAGUGAAAUGAGUGACAAUUGAAACGGAGAAGACUAAAUUCAUACACGUUUUACGUAAUGUUGCAUCGCGUUAAAGUUAUUCAUAUACGGUGUUUGUAUGAAAUAAGAGUUGCUUGGGCCGCGGGUCGCUGGGAAGAGCCAGUGACGUAACGCGCACUCGGAGCACUGGAUGACUAUGUCCUACCUACAUGUUGCUAUUGCUACCUACCGAACCAACUCUAAGUGAAUUAUGACUACAUUGUGGUGUUCACUCGAACCACCGAGUUCACCAGAAUGAGAACGAAUUCUUUACGAAUUUUGUGUACCUAUGUUUAUAAUUUAAGCUAUCUUAUAUAUGUAUUUCACCGGUGUGAAAGUUGUUGAUGUUCUAAGAUAGUUUUAAGUAUGUAGGUAUUGUUAAAUCUCACUAAUUUUUACUAAAUUCUAUUUAAUAUAUUUGUAAAUACACUCUGACUAAAUUUGAAUUUAAUGUGUAUAUAAGAGAAAAAGAAAUUUUUUAUUUAAUAUGAAUUCACCUAAGGUGAUAAAAUACAAAUUGUUGAAAACUUGAA
Messenger RNA from Cydia splendana, 4121 nucleotides. RefSeq names its product early growth response protein 2-like (gene sr). The transcript has 2 exons. Gene Ontology annotation, biological process: regulation of transcription by RNA polymerase II. Lineage: Eukaryota; Metazoa; Arthropoda; Insecta; Lepidoptera; Tortricidae. The record is from RefSeq and is a predicted model, not a curated record. Gene Ontology annotation, molecular function: RNA polymerase II cis-regulatory region sequence-specific DNA binding; DNA-binding transcription factor activity, RNA polymerase II-specific. The coding region runs from base 486 to 1625 and encodes 379 amino acids.